Frieseomelitta varia is the source of this 741-nucleotide messenger RNA. RefSeq lists its product as uncharacterized. The transcript has 2 exons. The record is from RefSeq and is a predicted model, not a curated record. Gene Ontology annotation, biological process: detection of chemical stimulus involved in sensory perception of smell; sensory perception of smell. NCBI's taxonomy places the organism in Eukaryota, Metazoa, Arthropoda, Insecta, Hymenoptera, Apidae. Gene Ontology annotation, molecular function: olfactory receptor activity; odorant binding. The coding region runs from base 1 to 741 and encodes 246 amino acids. Gene Ontology annotation, cellular component: plasma membrane.
AUGCACCUUUUACGAUGGUCGUUCAAGCUUCUUACCUUCAUCGGUCUGCUAUCGCCGUCCUCUUGGAAGUAUUCGUGGAAGAGAAUUUUGUACAGCGUCUACACGAUCGUAGUGUUACUGUUGAUCUUCAGUUUCGAGAUUUUUCUGUUUCUGGAUCUCGUUAUUAACGUGGACAAUCAGGAUGACUUCAGUGAGAAUUUGUACGUGACGCUGGUGUUCUUCUCCAGCUGUUGCAAGUCACUGAUGUUGUUAAUUUAUCGCGGAGAUAUCGAAAUUUUAUUGGACGCUCUGCUUGAGGAACCUUUCGUGCCUCUGAACGAAGAAGAGGACAAGAUUCGAAUGAAAUUCGAGGAACAAAUCGAAUGGAGCUCCAAAGCAUACACGAUUGUGUUAGACGUCUUCUUGGUAUGGCUUUGGGCGGACGGGUAUUUCGCAUACAGACGUGGAAAAUUGAAAUUCCGUGUCUGGACACCUUACGAUUACUCAUCGCCGCUUUUCCUUCUUCUUAGCUUUAUCCAUCAAGUCCUAGCCACGAUAUUCAGCACGAACUUAAACGUCGUCUACGAUUGUUUCUUCAGCGGUAUAAUGCUUCACAUUUACAGCCAAUUCGAGAUCCUCCAAUACCGUAUGAAGAACAUCACGACGGAUAAAAAUUACUCGGCGAAACUCUGCGCGUACCACCAUCAUCGUAUAUACCAGUCGGUUUUCCAUAUUAUUCUAUCGAACUUGUAUUCGUUAUAA